Molecule: messenger RNA, 2707 nt
Organism: Teleopsis dalmanni
Lineage: Eukaryota; Metazoa; Arthropoda; Insecta; Diptera; Diopsidae
Gene: noc
Product: zinc finger protein Noc
Exons: 2
Coding region: 485-2104 (539 amino acids)
Biological process (GO): negative regulation of DNA-templated transcription
Cellular component (GO): nucleus
Source: RefSeq, a predicted model, not a curated record
AAGAAAUCAGUUGGAGUUUAACUUUCUUUGCGUUUAGACGUGUUCGGGAGAAGCCAAAAAGAUAGUAGCUAAAACGAUUAUAUGUUACCUUAGUGUAUCAUAAUUAAAUAUAUUGAAGUGCUCUCUUCGGUAAAAUUAAAUAUAAUAUAUUUAUUAAAAGCGCAUACAUGCGAUAACAAAUUAAAAAAAGAAUUGAAUUUUACCGAAAGUAAAAACAAGAAAAUUAAAAGUUAUAAUAAUCAAAAGUGAAACCGAAACAAUACAAGUUUUGCUAAGUGAUUCAGAAAUUACUACCUAACAAUCUGUGGAUUAUAAUUACAAAUUAUCUGGAUUAUCACCCUAUCAACAAACAACACUUAAAGAUAUUUUGUGAAAAUUUAACAACAACAACAGUUAAAAAAUUUAAAAAAAAAACUAUUUUUAAACGCAUUAAGUGGAAUAUUUUUGAAUUUUGUCGGCGGUUAACUAAACUACAGUUUAAACUAUGGUUGUCUUAGAAGGUGGCGGUGGUGUUGUUACCAUCGGCAAUAACCAAUAUUUACAACCGGAUUACCUAGCACCUUUACCUACAACGAUGGAUGCGAAAAAGAGCCCAUUAGCGUUGCUCGCCCAAACAUGUUCACAAAUCGGGGCAGAUUCGUCAGCCGUAAAACCAUUGUUAUCGAUGGACAAGUCAAAGAAAUCAUCAUCAUCUUUAUCAUCAUCAUCAUCAACAUCGUCUACGGCAAGCUCUGAGACAGGCUCAGCCAAAUCACCCGUUCAAAGCAAAUCACCCAAGUCAACACCUCCAGUAACUACUGAAGUUAAAUUAGCAUUUAAACCAUAUGAAACCAAUGUACUAAGUCAACAGAAUCACAAUACAUUCAAGUCUGCAUCGACGAUUAAUGACGAACAGCAACGUCCAAAUUCAAAAAGUUCAUCACAUGGCGGCACUGAUCUCUCUACACGCGCGCCAUCGCGCAGCAAGUCGAACGCAACACCAGAGAGCAAUGCACUAAAAGCCGACAUGAAUGGCAUUAACACAAUGUCACAUGAUAGCAGUCGAAAAACGGUUUCACCAGCUGGCUCGUCACAACGUGGUGCUAGUCCCAUUGUACGCUCUGGCAUGGAAGUUUUGAAUAAUGUUAACGGCUCAGCAACACAUCCAAAGGAAAUGAGCAGCAUGGCUGCUGCUGCAGCCGCUGCAGCGGUUGCCUAUAAAGCAACUAAUCCCUAUGGCUUAAAUCCACUUUCCGCACUCUGCUGUCCACCCGGUAUGGAGCAACAUGCAAAUCCAGCAUUCCGUCCUCCAUUCGCCGGCGGCUUUUCACACCAUCACGCUGCUAUGCUGGCAGCCGCAGCAGCUAACGGUAGUUAUCCCAGCGGUCCAAAUGGUCCAGCUGGUGCGCAACCCAAUCCAUAUAUAACUUAUCAACGCAUCAAAACUCCCACAGGCGGUGAAGCAAUUGUGCCUGUUUGCAAAGAUCCCUACUGUCCCGGCUGUCCAUACUCUGCACACACACAACAAAUGUUAAUGGGAGCACCUUGUCCCGCCGGCUGUACACAAUGCGAACAUCAAAAAUAUGGCAUGGCCAUUAUGGGCGGUGCUGCCGCUGGCUUACCUCCAGGUCAUCCGUAUUCACAAGCAGCAGCCGCUGCUGCAGCAAGCGCAGCAGCUGCACGGACUGCACCAUAUAUCUGCAGUUGGGUUGUAGGUGAUGCAUAUUGCGGCAAGCGCUUCCAAACAUCCGAUGAACUUUUCUCACAUCUACGCACACACACCGGUAACCUGUCUGAUCCAGCCGCCGCUGCUGCUGCCUUAGCACAAUCCCAGGCACAGUCCCUAUUAGGCACGCUCUUCCCACCCUCUGCUCUACGCGCCGGCUACCCAACACCACCAUUGAGCCCCAUGUCUGCAGCCGCCGCCGCCGCUGCUGCACGCUACCAUCCCUAUGCGAAACCAGGAGGUCUACCACCCGGCGCUUUGGCUGGCGCACCUUCACCAUUCGGCGCACCCGGAGCUUUCAAUCCUGCUGCAGCUGCCGCCGCAGCUGCGCUCGGCCCUUACUAUUCGCCAUACGCUAUGUAUGGCCAGCGUAUCGGUUCGGCGACGGUACAUCAGUAAACAGCCAAAUAAGACUUUUCAAGGCUUUUGGUAGUGAAGUGUGCUGAGGAGAGAACUAGGCUUCAAAGGUGAUUCUGUGCGCGUUCGGCCUGGACGCGCUUCUCAAAAAUGUAUACCAAAUAUACGACUAAACAAAAUCUACUUAUUAACAUCCAAAUUGAAAGUUGACAGUUAAAAGUUGCGAGUUGUGAGUUGAAAGUUGAGAGUUGGGAGUGUGGAGGGAAGCUGACAAAAACGUUGAUGUUUGCAGAAAUGUUAAUAAAAAAAAUAUUCAAAAAACAAAAAAAAUAUAUAAGAAAAUUGGGUUUAUAUAGAAAUUGUAAACGACCGUUUUACUGUGAUACUAAAAUGUAGUUGAGUGCUAGUUUGUUAGAUAAAAACUAUGAUAAAGAAAGCAAAAUUCUAAUCUAAGCCGCGAUCAAAAUGAAUUAAGUUUCAAUAAAACACAACAAUAACAACUGAAAGAUACAAGUAUUUCUUUGAUCAUUCGAGGCGCAUCGAGAUACAUACGCAGAUGUGCUUCUUUAGCUUUUUUGUUAUUUGCAGCCAAAGUAUAAAACUUUAUUUAAUAAUUAAUGUUUCACAGCAUUUCAAUCUCAUAAA